AACUUUCCUUCUAUGGUAAUCCCAAUCCUCUCAAUCUUCUUCUUCAGCAAAGAUUAAAAAAUGGGAAGUGGGAACUGUUAGUGUUUGGUAGGCACAAGAAUGGCAAACGAUUCUCAAAACUAAAUCCUCCCAAUCGCAUUAGCCCUAUCCCCUUCUUAAUUCUUUCAUGUUCUUCCAAUUCUCCCUCGAAAUUCCCUUUCUUCUCUCUUAAUAUCUCUCUUUUGCUGUUUUCGAUGUCUCUACCUUCUAUCUUCGCUCCUUCCUCUCAUUUUCCCCUCCCAAUUUCACAUUUCAAGCCCUCUCGCCAUUGCAGAGCUUCAAUUUUCUUGUCCAUCGAUUAUAGAUGCUGCAAGUCCAUCUAUGCAUCCUCUAGAAGUAUUUCCAUACGAUCGCCGCGCAUCUGCGCUUCUUCGUCCGAUGGCGCGUCGGCUUCAGUUCCCUCUGAUAGUGAUAACACUUCCAGUAACUUUUGUAUUAUAGAAGGACCGGAGACCGUUCAGGAUUUUGUUCAGAUGCAAUUCCAGGAAAUUCAAGACAACAUAAGGAGUCGUCGUAAUAAAAUUUUUCUUCUAAUGGAAGAGGUUAGAAGAUUACGAAUUCAACAACGUUUGAAGAAUCUAAAACCUAUCGAUGAGAAUGACAUUGAAGAGGCGAAUGAGAUGCCUGACAUUCCAUCAUCUAUUCCUUUUCUUCCCCACGUGACACCUAAGACAUUGAAGCAGCAAUAUUUAACCAGCUUGUCAGUUAUAUGGGGAAUAAUUGUAUUUGGUGGCCUUAUUGCCCCAACUCUGGAGCUAAAAUUGGGAUUAGGUGGCACUUCGUACGAAGAUUUCAUCCGCAACAUGCAUUUGCCUAUGCAAUUAAGUCAAGUGGAUCCCAUAGUGGCGUCAUUUUCAGGUGGAGCGGUAGGUGUCAUCUCGGCCUUGAUGUUAAUUGAAGCCAACAAUGUUGAGCAACAAGAGAAAAAAAGGUGUAAAUAUUGUCAUGGAACUGGGUAUUUGGCUUGUGCUCGAUGUUCUUCCAGUGGCGUCUGCUUAAGUGCUGACCCCAUCUCACUAUCUGCUUCUUCUAGCCGCCCUUUACGAAUGCCCAAAACCCAAAGAUGUCUCAAUUGUUCCGGUGCAGGAAAGGUAAUGUGCCCAACAUGUCUUUGCACGGGGAUGUUGAUGGCAAGUGAGCACGACCCAAGAUUCGACCCAUUUGACUAAGGUUAAACUUGUAACUUGCAUUUCAACUUUUUUUUUUUUCUUUUUCAAAAUUUAUUUUCGUGUUUGUGACCUAAAUAUUAGAUUUGAAAACUCAUAUAUAUACACAUAUACAUAAGGUAGAAAUGUUGGUAAAGUAGCACUUUAGGACCAAUAAACAUUCAUAUCCAACGAAUAUCAAUUUUAAACUUAAAUGUUGGAGUCUCCCUGAUGAAAAGAAAAGUGUUUCUAGAAUUGAUUAAA
Molecule: messenger RNA, 1448 nt
Organism: Cucumis sativus (cucumber)
Lineage: Eukaryota; Viridiplantae; Streptophyta; Magnoliopsida; Cucurbitales; Cucurbitaceae
Product: protein ORANGE-LIKE, chloroplastic
Exons: 8
Coding region: 234-1208 (324 amino acids)
Cellular component (GO): chloroplast membrane
Source: RefSeq, a predicted model, not a curated record